CGCUGUUGCUCUCCAUAUUCACCGUCGUCGAGGUCGCUAGCAAUGCGUUCUUGGUCAACUGUCCGGCUUUCUACCCACUGAACGAGGCUAUCUCCUUCUUUGGAAGACCCGGGACCAAGAGAAGGGGCCUGUUCAGACUCGCAGGUUUUCUGGAGCUCUGGACAGAUUGCCUGUCCGCGAAGCUCGCUCCUCUGGGCCAUCUUCUUUGUUCGCAUUUAGUUGCUGCUUCAGACGAACAAAUUUCACGCUCUUGGUCAACUGUCCGGCUUUCUACCCACUGAAUGAGGUCAUCUCCUUCUUUGGAAGACCCGGGAUCUAGAGAAAGCGCCUGAUUGGACUCGCAGGUUUUCUGGAGCUCUAAAAAGGCUGCUUGUCUGUGAAAUUUCCCACUCUGUUGUAUGUGGCUUUUCAAUUCCGGUAAGUUGACUCAUCCUGUCGUUCUGUUUACAUAGGAUAUUUCGAUCUUGGGAGAACGAACAAUGUCAGAGACUCCAUCUUUCGACUUUGGCUUCAAGGCUCCUGCCUGUAUAGAAUGGACCCUAAACAAUGCGACGCAAUAUUUGAUCGACCCGGAUCCGCAAAGAGAUAGCGUGAAACUCGAUGCUUGUUUUUCCGGCCAAUCCUCGGCGGCGUCUUUUCAGCUGCAUUGUCCCAUCAGAGUGAAAGGCAUCGAAUCCCACUCGUAUAUUACAGGCCUAAUUCAUAUCCGUUCCAUUACCUCUCUCAAUUUUGAUGAGAAUCCAGAAAUCCCGGAUAUUGUGCGGAGGAAACUCAACUGCAAAGCAGUUUGUUUGCAUUUCGAUCUUUGUCAGCCUCUUGAUCUCAUCGCCUCAACUGCAGCGACAGAACCGAUACAGCCCAGAAAGCGACUGUCUGGCCAAGUAAUCGAUGCGUUACGAUCGCUCGCUGAAGCUACGGCCUUUAACAUCUAUAUAUCGGCAAGAGAAAUUUCAUUGCCUAGAUUAAAUGCCAUUUGUGAAGCUGUUUCUCAAAAUCUGUUACAACCAAUUAUUACCGACACUUCGACUAUCCUGGCUUCAUUGUACGGUAGAAGAGGUGGGAAGAUUAUCACCCUUUCCUCUCAAGCUUAUACGUCAACAUCUCGGAACGAAAACCCGCCAUCAUACGAUCAGCUAGAAACUCUACCUCUCAAGGCCGAAAUCUCGCCACUCAGUACAAAUGAAUCUCUAUCAUCUGUAGCUGCGAGUAAUAAGUGUAAUGAGAAGAAGAGGCGCCGGUUAGAUGAUUCAAGUACCUCUUCUGAAGCUGAUGACCACCAUAGCAUAUGGAUCACAUUGACCAAUAUGCGCAAAGAAAUGCAUAAAUUGACGAAGCGAGUUGAGCGGCUCGAGAGAGAGAACAAAGAUCUGAAUAAAGAACUAGAUGAGUUACGCGCCAGCUGUGAGAAGGUUACAGAUGCAGCAGACGCUGAUGGAGCCGCUUUGCUUGAAGUGCACGAGGAUCUCAACGAGCUGAGAGUACAGGUCGAUUUUCUUGCUCAAGGCAGAUUGGAUAGUGAUGCUGAAGAGCAUAUCAUUGAAACAGUCAAAGAAUCCGUACUCACACAUAUUUUAGAGAGGGGAUAUAAUACUAAGAUCAUUAUUGAAAAAGCCUAGUUCAAGUAUUAGAUGCGCUGCCAACAAGCAACCUUUACUUAUUUAAUAGAGUAUAAAUAUUGCGACGUUUUGCUCACUGAAGCUGACAGAGUCCAUAAAUAC
Trichoderma asperellum CBS 433.97 is the source of this 1718-nucleotide messenger RNA. RefSeq lists its product as uncharacterized. Lineage: Eukaryota; Fungi; Ascomycota; Sordariomycetes; Hypocreales; Hypocreaceae. The record is from RefSeq and is a predicted model, not a curated record.